AUGUUAUCCAAGUUUGAUGAGCUGACAAAGGAUCUAAAUGAGCUGACAAGGGAUAAGAAAGAAGAUGCUGAUGAGUUGCAUGAGUUAGAGAAGAACAAAGAUGAUGAUGAUGAUGGGUUGAAUGAGAUAGAAAACAAAGAAGAUGUUGAUGGGUUGAAUGAGAUGGAGAACAAAGAAGAUAAAAAAGAUGUUGUUGAUGGGUUGAAUGAGUUGGAGAACAAAGAAGAUGUUGCUGAUGGGUUGAAUGAGUUGGAGAACAAAAAAGAUGAAGAGGAGUUGCAAAAGAAGCAAGCUGAGUUGAAGAUGGAUGAGUUGAAGAUGGGCGACAAGGAAGAUUUGGCCACAAAGAAGAAGGAGUUCUCCACGAACAAGAAGGAGUUGGGCACGAAGAGGAAGGUGGAAUUGGACAAGAAGAGGAAAGAGGAGUUGGCCAAUAAGAGGAAGGUGGAGUUGAAGAAGAAGAAGGAUGGUGAUUAA
Messenger RNA from Impatiens glandulifera, 477 nucleotides. RefSeq names its product ribonuclease Y-like. Bases 1 to 477 code for a protein of 158 amino acids. The record is from RefSeq and is a predicted model, not a curated record. The transcript is spliced from 4 exons. Lineage: Eukaryota; Viridiplantae; Streptophyta; Magnoliopsida; Ericales; Balsaminaceae.